GAGCUGGCGGAUGGGGAAUUCCUGAGGAUGGGCCCCAGGGGGCUGAGCUCCUGGGGAAGCGGUGCGAAUGCCAGGGACCCACUCUGUAUCUUGGUCACCUAAGCCUCACCAAAUAGCCUUUCCCAGGAAGAGAUCUUUAGGCUGCUGGACUGGGGCACCAGCCCAGAAGGGGAAACUGAGGCAAGCCUCCCCUCCCAAGGGGGUCGUUGCAACAUGACACCCAAGGGAGCCGCAUUGGCAGCUCUGGCUCCGCCUACUGUUCCUGGGUGCUAAUCCCCAGCACAGACCACUAAGGAGAGGGGAUUGGCUGAGCAGCUUGAAAAGGGGGCGUCGCCACUAUGCCCAAGGGUUAAAAUAGGGGCUCAGUCAAGCAGGCAAGAUGCUCCGGAGAAGCGCGCUUUCGCGGUUUCCCGAGGGAGACCAUGGCCCAGACCCUCAAGCUCGCUUCCAGAGUGUUCCACCGUAUCCGCUGUGCUGCUGGUCUGGAUGCCACACUGGGCUCCAAAGGCUCCAAAUCAGCGCCGCGAGACUUGGCAGACAUCCCGGGCCCCUCCACGCCCGGCUUCCUUGCCGAACUUUUCUGCAAGGGGGGGCUGUCACGGUUACACGAGCUGCAGGUGCAGGGCGCGGCGCGCUUCGGGCCAGUGUGGUUGGCCAGCUUCGGGACGGUGCGCACGGUGUACGUGGCGGCCCCUACGCUCGUGGAGCAGCUGCUACGACAGGAAGGACCCCUACCCGAGCGCUGCAGCUUCUCACCCUGGGCGGAGCACCGCCGCCGCCGCCAGCGGGCUUGCGGACUGCUCACCGCGGAAGGCGAAGAAUGGCAGAGACUCCGCAGCCUUCUGGCCCCGCUCCUCCUUCGGCCUCAAGCGGCCGCCCGCUAUGCAGAGACCCUGCACAACGUGGUCUGUGACCUUGUGCGGCGACUGCGGCGCCAGCGGGGACUGGGCGCUGGGCCGCCUGCCCUGGUUCGGGACGUAGCUGGAGAGUUUUACAAGUUUGGACUAGAAGGCAUUGCGGCAGUGCUGCUGGGUUCCCGCCUGGGCUGCCUGGAGGCCGAGGUGCCACCAGAUACAGAGACGUUCAUCCGCGCGGUGGGGUCCGUGUUUGUGUCCACGCUGUUGACCAUGGCGAUGCCCAAUUGGCUACAUCGCUUCGUGCCCGGACCCUGGGGCCGCCUCUGCCGAGACUGGGACCAAAUGUUUGCAUUUGCCCAGCACCACGUGGAGCGGCGAGAGGCCGAGGUAGCCAUGAAGAGGCAGGGAAAGCCUGAGGAAGACAGGGGAUCUGGGGCACACCUGACCUACUUCCUGUUCCAGGAAGAGUUGCCUGCCGAGUCCAUCCUGGGGAAUGUGACGGAGCUGCUACUGGCUGGAGUGGACACGGUGUCCAACACGCUCUCCUGGGCUUUGUAUGAACUCUCUCGGCACCCGGAAGUCCAGACGGCACUUCACUCUGAGAUUAUAGCUGCCUUGGGCCCUGGCCCCAGUACCCACCCCUCAGCCACUGCUCUGUCCCAGCUGCCCCUGCUGAAGGCUGUGGUCAAGGAAGUGCUAAGACUAUACCCUGUGGUACCUGGAAAUUCCCGUGUCCCAGACAAAGACAUUUGUGUGGGUGACUAUGUUAUCCCCAAAAAUACGCUGGUCACUCUGUGUCACUAUGCCACUUCAAGGGACCCUGCCCAGUUCCCAGAGCCAAAUUCUUUCCGUCCAGCUCGCUGGCUGGAGAAGGGGACAGCCCCUCAUCCAUUUGCAUCUCUCCCCUUUGGCUUUGGCAAGCGCAGCUGCAUGGGGAGACGCCUGGCAGAGCUUGAGCUACAAAUGGCUUUGGCCCAGAUCUUGAUCCACUUUGAGGUGCAGCCUGAGCCAGGUGCUGCCCCAGUCAAACCCAUGACUCGGACUGUCCUGGUACCUGAGAGGAGCAUCAACCUACAGUUUGUGGACAGAUAGUCUUGUGGAAGGAGGCUGUCAUUAUCACUGUUUCUUUCAUCAUAGGGGUUUAUUAGGCACAAGACCAAAAGAUGUGUAUUACCCCUGAGGCCUGUCUGUCUGACCCAACUGGUUAGAAUGACCAUAGCAAAGUGCUAAGAAGCAGCCUGACCAAGGCGUCAAGCACGCACUGGGCCUGAACCAGCAGGCCCAGAGAAAACCAUGGUCCAUUUGCCUGCUUAGCCCUUCUGGUCAUAUCAUGGGUUUCCUCCAAGGGCCAGCUCAUAUUUUAACUAAUAAUGCUGGGUGGCCUGAGGAAGAAUUCAGCCACUGCCCCUUCAGGAAUUCGGUGUUCAACUGCUGCUGCUGGCUAAGCCCUGGUCAUGGCAUGAGCUAAGUAACUGCAUUGGGUCUGCAGCUAGUUGAUCCUCACUUCUGGCAUGUGAGCUCUUUGAGAGGAAGGAUGAAGACUUAUUAUGUCUUAUAUCCGCUGCCAGCACCUCUCCCUGACUGGGUGACACCAUACAAGUUCUCAGAUUGUAUGUGGACCAUGUGGCAGAAGGGAUAAGCAGCUUACCAGGCUCUGUCUUCCCCACUCCCUUCCCAUCUUGCCCCUAGGAAGGUGAGUCUACCCCUGCCUGCUUUAUGAUUUCUUAAAAACUCUCCUUGGCUCUCUGGUCACUAUGAGGUUGGCUUGCCCCACUUGAGUCCUAAGCAGAGACAUCUUUGGAUCUGUCCCUGCCCAAGCCUUCUUUUUAUGUAUUGAAGUUUUUAAGUAUUCAAUUUUUACAUUAAAAAUAGUUUGAAUGUUCCA
This is a messenger RNA of Vicugna pacos (alpaca), 2742 nucleotides long. It is a transcript of the gene CYP27B1, whose product is annotated as cytochrome P450 family 27 subfamily B member 1. The record is from RefSeq and is a predicted model, not a curated record. Gene Ontology annotation, molecular function: heme binding; oxidoreductase activity, acting on paired donors, with incorporation or reduction of molecular oxygen; monooxygenase activity. Gene Ontology annotation, biological process: glucocorticoid biosynthetic process; C21-steroid hormone biosynthetic process; cellular response to peptide hormone stimulus. NCBI's taxonomy places the organism in Eukaryota, Metazoa, Chordata, Mammalia, Artiodactyla, Camelidae. Gene Ontology annotation, cellular component: mitochondrial inner membrane.